GGUUUAUGGAAAUAAACCAGGUUUAUAUUCAACAAUAACCAUACCCUCUCAGUUACAUGAUUAUUUUAGUAUUAUGUGCGGUACGUAUACUGGUAUAUUUAUCCAGUUUCCCAGAUCGUUUGUUGUGACUGUGGUCAGUUUGAUGUAUACAGAACCGGGGCCAAAGACGAAAUACAUAAUUAGGGAUCAUAAUGCUGACCGCUGAUUGGCUGAAGAUAGCAGUGGUCAGUCAGUCCAAGUUCAGCAGCAGUAGCCAUUUUGUAGGCAGUAGAAUUGUGAAUUGAAAUACUUGAUUGGACUAAAAAUGGACUAAAACAACAUUUAAUCAUUAUCAAUUGAAAUAUCAACCUUCCGCUACACUUUUCGGUGGGCUCGUGUAAGUCUAGAUUCUACUGUUUACACCAGACAUCGUCGUUCAAGUUUGGUUAACUUCACGACAAGGUAUGGCUGCACGACGAGGCCGAGCUGCACAAAGGAAUGUACCUUGGGACAGUUCAAAUCCAGCAAAUUGGACGAUUCAACAACUAAGGGACGAGUUAGAAUCCAAAUUCGAAAUUUACGUGCCAACGUCUAUGAGUAAAUCUACCCUUAGAGCGCUAUAUUUGGAAACGGCAGGAAGACGGCGGGAAGCAGCACCUGUUUCGUCUCGUCGCAGUGCCACAGCGGUUAGGGACGCCGGAAAUACAGAGAACGGUUCCAGACUUAUUACAUCGCCUACAUCGCAUGUGAAUCUAGCUGGUAAUUCGGGAAAUUCAGUUGUACAGAAUGACUCCACUGAAGAUUCGCGAGGACUACUUUCAGCCGCGGAGACGCAGGAGCUACAUAGUCAACAAAGUGCGACGGCCCAGGCGGACCGCAGCACUCCCAAUGCGCGGAAUAUUACUACGCCGACCCAAACAAACAUGGCGGCCCCCACGUCUGUAAUGCAAGGCAUGCUGUCGACGGUACAGACUUUACAACAGACCGUGCAGUCCAUGCAACAAGCCAUGAUCACCUUAAUUUCUCAACGAAAUACCCCUUCCAUCACUCCAACGCCAGCCCCCAACAAUCUGGAAGCCGCGUACGCCGCUAUGACAGCUAGAACAACAGGGAGCUCGAGUCGAACAACAACUCAUGCAGAUCCAGAAGUUUCGACAGCUAGCUCCUAUGGCCAAUCCCAACCCUUGUCAAGUUCCCCCACCGGGGAUGGUGCUUUGGGACUCGACCAAGUCAUCAACAGCUUGUGGACAGCAGCCAUAGCACCUAGUACCAGACAGGCCUACACUACAGGAUUCAAUGUGUAUAUCAGAUUUCUGAUCAUGGCAGGUAUUUUAAUGAAUGCCUCCUUUUCAGAUGUCCCGGUAUCGGAGGACUUGUUAUUAUCAUUUGUGGCCCAUUGUUUCAGUGCCUUAGAACUUUCAUACUCCACUAUCAAACUAUAUAUGUGCGGUAUACGUUUUAUAUGCCUUGAGAAGAACAUUAAUCACCCAAGUUCAUCAGAACUUCCACGCGUGCAUGCUAUUUUGAACGGAGUAAAACGCAGACAAGUACGGAGAACAGCGUCACGACAUCCAGUAACAUUCAGUGUGUUAAAACAAGUCUGUGAAUAUUUUCGUAAACAACCCACAGACCUUAUGUUGGAAACAGCUUGUACCAUAGCUUUUUUCGGAUUUUUGCGCUGUGGUGAAUUCACAGUGAAGGGUCAUUUCGAUCCAUCAAUAGAUUUGUGUAUCAAUGACUUGGUCCUAUCUACAGAGUGUGCCUUACUCACCCUUAAGCAAUCUAAGACAGACCCGUUCAGAGAAGGGAUCACAAUCAAACUCUUCAGUACAGGCAAAUCCAUCUGUCCUUAUGAUAUUUGUUGUAAAUUCUUGAAACAAAGGAUGGAGUCGGGACCUUCGGCUUCUGAUCCUUUAUUUGUUAAUGAUCAAGGACUAAUACUAACCCGAACGUUGUUCAUCAGCAAAUUUAGACACGCGUUAGAAUGUGUUGGUAUCAACUCUAACAAGUACAAUGGUCACUCUUUCAGAAUUGGAGCAGCCACUACGGCAGCUCAAGCUAAUAUUGAGGACCACAUGAUCAAAACCCUAGGUAGAUGGUCAUCAGAUGCUUAUUGUCGCUAUAUUAGAACAUCAACUUCUUCUAUUAAAAAUGCUCAAAGAUCACUUAUUAUAGGAUAGUACAUGCUUAGAUGUAUGUGUGGAGAAUGUAUGAUUAGAGAAGAUUGCUAUAUGUUGCACUUAUACUUACUUUAUUGCUCAUAUGUACAUAUAUAUAUCUACAUUUAAUACAAUUAUGGGGCACUCAGCUUAAUAAUUUCUUAUCAAUCUGAGUUAUGGCUAUUCGCUCAUUAACAUUCAAAUGUGGUAAUUUGAUGACUAUUCGCUUUACCCCAUAAUUGAUUACAUUGAAUUCUCAAAUAUAGGCGUUCCAGAUCUUCUUCCGGCUCUUGUAGUUUACAGCUACACCGAGUUGAAGAUGCUGUGUCUUGGCAUAAGCCCUCUUCCGGCUCUUGUGUACGUAUACAGCUACACCGAGUUGAGGUCACGUCACCAAAUACUGGUACCCCUCUUCCGGCUCUUGUAGUUUCGGCAACACACCGAGUUGAGGGCUAGCAUAUCAUUUGAAGACUUGUUCCAUACCCUCUUCCGGCUCUUGUAGUAAUGCUUACAUACAGCUUGCCUACACCGAGUUGAGGGUUAUGAACAAGUUUCAUAUUAUCUGCCCCUCGUCCGGCUCUUGUAGCUAUUAUACCACCAUAUAUACACACAAACUAUGCUACACCGAGUCAAGGGGUAAAUAAUAUUUUUAGGUUAGUGUAAGUAAGCUGAGUCUGCCCCAUUCGCCAAUUUAUGUUUAAAUUGUUUAUGAUUGGUCAUAUAUUACGUUGGAUCGAGUGAUGGAAUGAGUGUGUGUAUAUUGUACGUGUUAACAUGUGUUGCAACACUUAUGUCAUUUGUAUGUAGUAUACAGUACUCUUGACUUAUUCAUGCAUAUGAUUGAUAUGUGAUAUGUUCUUAUUAUCAUUAAUAAAUGUAGAAUUAGUAUCUGUCGUACAGUUAUUUGUUUGAAUAUAAAUUAAGGUUUAUGGAAAUAAACCAGGUUUAUAUUCAACAAUAACCAUACCCUCUCAGUUACAUGAUUAUUUUAGUAUUAUGUGCGGUACGUAUACUGGUAUAUUUAUCCAGUUUCCCAGAUCGUUUGUUGUGACUGUGGUCAGUUUGAUGUAUACAGAACCGGGGCCAAAGACGAAAUACAUAAUUAGGGAUCAUAAUGCUGACCGCUGAUUGGCUGAAGAUAGCAGUGGUCAGUCAGUCCAAGUUCAGCAGCAGUAGCCAUUUUGUAGGCAGUAGAAUUGUGAAUUGAAACCACCACCAUCCCCGCCACUCACCUUUAUUGGGCAGACUCCGCGGUUAGGUAGGAGGCAAUUCUCUGAUUAAUGUAAUAUAAAUGAGGAAUUCGCUCAUUGACACUCAAAUGUGGUAAUUUGAUGAUUUAUGCAGGUAUUUGCUCAUAAGGCUAGCUAUUCGCUCAUUAACAUUCAAAUGUGGUAAUUUGAUGACUAUUCGCUUUACCCCAUAAUUGAUUACAUUGAAUUCUCAAAUAUAGGCGUUCCAGAUCUUCUUCCGGCUCUUGUAGUUUACAGCUACACCGAGUUGAAGAUGCUGUGUCUUGGCAUAAGCCCUCUUCCGGCUCUUGUGUACGUAUACAGCUACACCGAGUUGAGGUCACGUCACCAAAUACUGGUACCCCUCUUCCGGCUCUUGUAGUUUCGGCAACACACCGAGUUGAGGGCUAGCAUAUCAUUUGAAGACUUGUUCCAUACCCUCUUCCGGCUCUUGUAGUAAUGCUUACAUACAGCUUGCCUACACCGAGUUGAGGGUUAUGAACAAGUUUCAUAUUAUCUGCCCCUCGUCCGGCUCUUGUAGCUAUUAUACCACCAUAUAUACACACAAACUAUGCUACACCGAGUCAAGGGGUAAAUAAUAUUUUUAGGUUAGUGUAAGUAAGCUGAGUCUGCCCCAUUCGCCAAUUUAUGUUUAAAUUGUUUAUGAUUGGUCAUAUAUUACGUUGGAUCGAGUGAUGGAAUGAGUGUGUGUAUAUUGUACGUGUUAACAUGUGUUGCAACACUUAUGUCAUUUGUAUGUAGUAUACAGUACUCUUGACUUAUUCAUGCAUAUGAUUGAUAUGUGAUAUGUUCUUAUUAUCAUUAAUAAAUGUAGAAUUAG
Pecten maximus is the source of this 4208-nucleotide messenger RNA. RefSeq lists its product as uncharacterized. NCBI's taxonomy places the organism in Eukaryota, Metazoa, Mollusca, Bivalvia, Pectinida, Pectinidae. Gene Ontology annotation, molecular function: DNA binding. The transcript has 2 exons. Gene Ontology annotation, biological process: DNA integration; DNA recombination. The record is from RefSeq and is a predicted model, not a curated record. The coding region runs from base 444 to 2159 and encodes 571 amino acids.